Molecule: messenger RNA, 402 nt
Organism: Tauraco erythrolophus (red-crested turaco)
Lineage: Eukaryota; Metazoa; Chordata; Aves; Musophagiformes; Musophagidae
Source: RefSeq, a predicted model, not a curated record
CCAAGCUCAUUGUGGAGACAGACACCUUUGGGAGCCGUGUGCGCAUCAAGGGAGCGGCCACAGGUUUCUACAUCUGCAUGAACAAGAAGGGGAAGCUGAUUGGCAAGAGCAACGGCAAAGGCAAGGACUGUGUCUUCACGGAGAUCGUCCUGGAGAACAACUACACAGCGCUGCAGAACGCCAAGUACGAGGGCUGGUACAUGGCCUUCACCCGCAAGGGCCGCCCGCGCAAGGGCUCCAAGACCCGACAGCACCAACGAGAGGUGCAUUUCAUGAAGAGGCUUCCCAAGGGCCACCAGACCACUGAGCCCCACAGGCGCUUUGAGUUUCUCAACUACCCCUUCAACCGGAGAAGUAAAAGGACUAGAAACUCCAGCUCCAGGGCGGGUCCUUGACUUGCUC